Molecule: messenger RNA, 4084 nt
Organism: Pantherophis guttatus
Lineage: Eukaryota; Metazoa; Chordata; Lepidosauria; Squamata; Colubridae
Source: RefSeq, a predicted model, not a curated record
CUUCUUCUUCUUCUUCUUCUUCUUCUUCUUCUCCUUCUCCUUCUCCUUCUCCUUCUCCUUCUCCUUCUCCUUCUUCUUCUUCUCCUUCUUCUUCCACUGUCUCCACCUCCACCUCCCCACAGUCCUACUCCUCUUCCUCCUGCUCUUCCUCUCCACAAACACCCCUCCCUUCCAGCACUGAUGAUGUUACCUACUUGGGUCAUGAAACGUCUGCAAGAAAACAACCAAGCUCGGAGAGCACCAAGGACCCCACAGUCCUCCUCCUCCUGCUACUUCUCCACCCCUCUUUCUCUCUCUGCACAAACCAACCCCCUCCCCUCACCAUUGAUGAUGCUACCUAGUUAAGUCUGUUAAGAAAACCGCCCCGCGCAGAGAACACCAAGGACUCCUUCUCCUCUUCACAAACCCCCCUCCCCUUCUAACACUGAUGACGUUCCCUAGUUGGGUCAUGAAACGUCUGCAAGAAAACCACCCAGUUCAGAGAGCAUCAAGGACCCCCGCAGUUCAACCCUGGGCUACCUAAAUAUUCUCUUCCGUAGGGUCUCUUUUCCAUCAUCCCCAAAGCUGGGAGUUACCGCUCUCUCGUGCCACUUUAACUGGGUUUUUUUCCCCCCACUUCCUGGAAGGGCGAGAAGGAACGUUGCGGGGAGCAGAGCCUUCUCGAUGUUGGGGCCCCGGGGAGACCCGCUGGUGCCCCUUCUCUCCCCCCCAUGCAAACGCGGUUCCCCCCCGUCGGGGUUUUGUGUUUUCCGAUUCCAAGCCGAGCUUUCGUGCAUCUAUUCCCGUCGCGCCCCUGUGGUUUGCAAUUUCCUGCCUGCGACGUCGUCGUGACUUACAUUUAUUUAUUUUUUUAACGGGUGGUUUGAGGCUGGGCAGGUUGGAGAAGGAGGAAUUUACCUCCCUUCUCCAUCCCCGCCUGGCAGCGUCUUUUGUCAGAAAUGACCUUUUCUUCCACAUUCCUGCUUUCAGGGAAAUCUGCAUGACCUUGAAAAAAAUAAAUAAAAUAAAUAAAUGUGUGACCUCGUUAACUUUUGCAAUAAAAUAAAUCCAACCCUCCCUUGGCUUCCUUUUUGCCGUGGCUUCCUUAUCAAAAACGCUGUUUAUGGAGUUAUUUAUUCCUUUGUUUUGUAGCCUGCCUUUUAUUGUUUUUUUUACAAAUAAGGUGGCGAACGUACCCCCAUCUUUGUUCCUCCUCCUAUUUCCCCCCCCCCACAACAACAACCCUGUGAGGUGGGACUGGCACAAAGACACCCAGCCAGCUUUUAUGACGUAAGGUGGGACUAGAACUCCCUGUCUCCUGGUGAUGGGCCCAAAGUCACCCAAUUGGCUUUCAUGCCUAAAGUAGGACUAUAAUUCACUGCCUCCUUGUGAUUGGACCAAAAGUCACCCAGCUGUCUUUCACGGCUAAGCCAGAACUAGAACUCACCAGCUCCUGGUGAUUGAUUUAAAGUCACCGAGAUGUCUUUCUUGGUUCAGGCAGCACUAGAACUCACAAUCUCCUGGUGACUGAUCCAAAGUGACCCAGAUGUCUUUCUUGGUUCAGGCAGAACUAGAACUCACAAUCUCCUGAUGACUGAUCCAAAGUGACCCAGAUGUCUUUCUUGGUUCAGGCAGCACUAGAACUCACAAUCUCCUGGUGAUUGACCGAAAAUCUCCCAGUCGGCUUUUCAUGGCUAUGGGGGAACUAGAACUCACAAUCUCCUGGUGAUUGACCCAAAGUCACACAGCCGCCUUUCACCGCAAAGGCAGAACUAGAACGCAGUGUCUCCCAGUUUCUAGCAAGGUGCCAUAAUCUCUAGAUCCAAACUGUCUUUUCUCAAAUUCACAUUAUUUUUUGCAAACCUUGAGUGUGAUGGGCUGUUCAUCCGAACAAUUUCAAGGAAUUAGUCCCAAGUUGCAAGGAUGUGUAGGAGUGCUCAAAUUUGUGACCUCAAACAACCCCCCCAUCCCCGUGGCUUGGAGGGGCUGCUCCAAAAUGCUCCCCUUCCCCUAAAAAAGGUUGGUACGAUGGAGAGAUUCCUUUGAAAAAUCGAUUUUCAUUGUUCUCUGCACUGGGGAAGACUCGGGUUACAACAAAGGCCCUGGUUGGUCGGUCGGUUGUUUUCCCUGCGAUCGGAGUCUUAACUGGUGGUUUAGAGAUCGAAUCCUGCGCCAAAGUAGACGCAAUUCACAGGGCCAUUAAAACUUGACACUCAACCGAAAGAGCAGGGCGUGUGAUUGCCCGGGGGCAUUCACGCUUGAUUUUCAGAGAGAAAUCAAUCAUUAAAAUGCUACUGUCGUUUUUGUCAAUAUCUGGACGGAAGACAGUUAGUCCUCGACUUACGACCAAAAUUUCCAUUGCUAAGCGAGACAAUAGUUUUAAGUCAGUUUUGCCCCGUUUUACGACGUUUCUUGCAGCAGUUGUUAAAUAAAUCACGGCAAUUGUGUUACUCGCACGGUUGUGGAGCGAAUCCGGCUUCCCCGUGGACUUUUUGCUCGUCAGAAGGCCGCAAAAGGGGAUCAAGGGACCCCGUGACCGUCAUAAGUAUGAAUCGAGCAUCUGAAUGUAAAUCACGUGACCACGGGGAAAUCUGCGACUGUCAUAAAUAGGAACCCAUUGCCAAGCGUGCGAAUGUUGAUCACGGAUGCUGCAACGGUCGUUAAGUGUGAAAAACGGUCGUAAGUCACUUUAUUUUCAACCCCGUUGUAACUUCGAACGGUCACUCAACGAACGGUCGUAACUCGAGGACCACCUGUAUUCCCAUCCCAGCCUGGGAAAUUAUUGAAAUCCAGGAAAAUUCACGGGACAUCCGGGAGGUUUUCUCUAGGACAAAAUAGAUUUAAAAAAUAAAAACAGAUUUUUCGAGAAUUCUGCAGAAUUGGCGCGAGAAACAGGGGAGGGGAGGGAAGGCCAUUUGAUCUGCGUUUUGGAAGGGUGCUUCCUACCCACCCACCCAAAUCUGGACCCUCCCUUAAAUUUUGGAUGUUUUUCUCCCUCAGGUUGGCACCGGACUCCAUCAACGGUACGGAGACGGAAGCUAGCAAUCAUUGGCCGGGGGUCGCGGUCAGUCGUCUUUCGCCAACCCCCCCGGAGUCCUUGGCCACCGUCAAAUCGCUGAUCAAGUCUUUUGAUCUGGGGUGCUCAGGAGGCACCGGGCAAAGCGUGCCCAUCCACAAGGUCUGCCGGAGUCCCCUCAGCAACAUCCCCACCCGGACGGCUCCUGCGGCUGCUGUGUCUCCCAUCCAGAGACAUUCCACUUUCACCAACCCCAAAUCGGGCGGGAAGACUUUAUCCAAACACACGGAUCUUCUGGAACUCCCUUUGGGGGAUCUGCUCAAAGGGAGGAACGAGGAGAUGAAACCGGACCCCUUCCUGCGCAAGAGCCCCUCCCUCGAAUCGCUCAGCAAGCCCCCCACCCUGACCUUCGCCGGAAGGAUGUUCACUUCCACGCCCAGCGGCUUGAAACCGCCCAGCAAACUCAGUGUGGAAAGGAAGGAUCCAUUGGCCGCGUUGGCGAGGGAAUAUGGCGGCUCGAAACGGAACGCACUCCUGAAAUGGUGUCAGAAGAAAACCGAAGGGUACCCAAAUAUCGACAUCACCAACUUCAGCAGCAGCUGGAGUGACGGCCUGGCUUUCUGCGCCCUCUUACACACCUACCUGCCGGCUCACAUCCCUUAUCAAGAACUCAACAGCCAAGACAAGGUGAGUCAGUUCCUGCCUGCUCCACCAGGGACAACAGAGAGCUCCCCGAGAAUGCCCCUAGUGGAGGGCGAAGGGACUGCAACUGUGCAGAAGAACAGGAGGCAAAUACUGUACUUAACCACCGAUCAUUUAGUGACCAUUCAAAGUUACAGUGACCCUGAAAAAAGUGACUUAAGACCAAUCCUCAUACUUAUGACCGUCACAGCAUUCCCAGGAUUGGUGCGGGGGUCUGAGUGGUGCCGUGGCCUAGAGGUGGAGCUCUCACCUCGCAGUCAGGAGGUUGUGAGUUCGAUCCUAGGUAGAGGAAGAUAGUUCUCUCUCUGGGCGCAAUGAGAAUAUAUCUGCCGAACAAAACUCCUCAUUGGCAACAGGGAAGGGCAUCCGGCCAGUAAAACACUCAGC